Molecule: messenger RNA, 3804 nt
Organism: Lampris incognitus (smalleye Pacific opah)
Lineage: Eukaryota; Metazoa; Chordata; Actinopteri; Lampriformes; Lampridae
Gene: rmc1
Product: regulator of MON1-CCZ1
Exons: 21
Coding region: 103-2070 (655 amino acids)
Biological process (GO): regulation of autophagy
Cellular component (GO): late endosome membrane; Mon1-Ccz1 complex; lysosomal membrane
Source: RefSeq, a predicted model, not a curated record
CAUGACGUGCAUACCGGACGCAGCCUUGGGUAACGCGGGGACGGUAGCGGUUCUGAAAACAGACCCAAAAAAAGGCAGAAUAGUGAGAAAGGAAAGUACAGAAUGAGUGACGAGCAUUAUCUGGAGCUGUGUGAGAACCCGGUCCAGUUUGAACAUGCCUCCAGCGUCAACAACGUCUUCUUCGACGAAGCAAACAAGCAGGUGUUUGCGGUGCGCUCAGGUGGGGCCACAGGUGUGGUGGUUAAGGGCCCGGAUGACAAGAGCUCUGUCGCCUUCAGAAUGGAUGACAAAGGAGAAGUGAAGUGCAUAAAGUUCUCCAUAGGAAACAAGAUCCUGGCAGUCCAGAGAACCUCAAAGUCUGUGGAUUUCAUCAACUUCAUCCCGGACUAUCCUCAUACAGAGUUCUCCCAGGAGUGUAAGAUGAAGAAUGCCAGCGUCCUCGGCUUCUGUUGGACCAACUGGAACGAGAUCGUUUUCAUCACUGACCAGGGCAUCGAGUUCUACCAGGUGUUCCCUGACAAGCGCAGUGUGAAGUUAUUGAAGAGUCAGAAUAUUAAUGUGAACUGGUACCAGUACUGUCCAGAGACCACUGUCAUUCUUCUGUCCACAACUGUACAGGGCAACAUACUGCAGCCAUUCGCCUUCAGAAAUGGGACAAUGUCCAAGAUGUCAAAGUUUGAGAUUGAGCUGCCUGUUGUCCCCAAACCUGCCAAGCUCAGCCUGUCAGAGAGGGAUAUCGCCAUGGCUACCAUUUACGGCCAGCUGUAUGUGAUGUAUUUAAAGCAUCACUCUAGAACAGCCAACAGCCCCAGUGCUGAGGUGGUGUUGUACCACCUACCCAGGGAAGGAGCCUGUAAGAGGAGUCAUGUCCUGAAGCUCAACACCACUGGGAAGUUUGCCUUCAACAUUGUGGACAACUUGGUGGUGGUGCAUCACCAGAGCUCACAGACCUCACUGAUCUUUGAUAUUCGUCUGAGGGAGCCAGAAUGUGCCGUCAACACACACCAACCUGUCCUCCCUGCCCGGUCUAUACACCCGUACAGGAUUCCUCUGACAGGUCCAGCGGUGGUUCCCACCCAGUCUCCGGUGCCAUGUCAGCUCUACUCUUCCUCCUGGAGUGUGUUCCAGCCGGACAUCAUCAUCAGUGCCAGCGAAGGGUAUUUGUGGUACCUGCAGGUGAAGUUGCCUCCCACAGUCAACCUACUGAAGGACAAAGGCAAACUGAUGGACUUCCUUUUACGGCGGCGGGACUGCAAGAUGGUCAUCCUGUCUGUCUGCUCACAGAUCCUGGAAGCGGGGCAGAAGGGCAGUCUUCCUGUUGUGGCCACGGUCUUUGACAAACUCAACCAGGUUUAUAAGGAGUAUCUGGAGGCAGAGCAGGCCUACGCUGUGGCCAUGGAGUCGGGUCCAAGUCGAAGCAACCUGGCUCAGAAGCGACCCGUCAGAACUCAGGCUGUCGUCGACCAGUCAGAUAUGUACACACACGUCCUGUCGUCGUUCACUGAGAAGAAGGAUGUGUCCCAUAAGUUCAUCAUCGCAGUGCUGAUGGAGUAUAUCCGCUCUCUGAACCAGUUCCAGAUCACAGUCCAGCAUUACCUGUAUGAGCUGGUCAUUAAAACGCUGGUGCAACACAACCUCUUCUACAUGCUGCACCAGUUCCUACAGUACCAUGUGCUCAGUGACUCCAAACCACUGGCCUGUUUACUUUUGUCUCUGGAGAGCACCUACCCCCCCGCUCAUCAGCUGUCACUCGACAUGUUAAAGCGUCUGUCUACAGCUAAUGAUGAGAUCGUGGAGGUGUUGUUGUCUAAGCAGCAGGUUCUGGGUGCGCUCAGAUUCAUCCGCAGUGUUGGAAGUCAUGACAACGUGUCAGCCAGGAAGUUCCUGGACGCAGCGCGGCAGACGGGGGACCAGAUGUUGUUCUACACCGUCUUCAGAUCCUUCCAACAGAGGAACCAGAGACUGAGAGGAAACCCUGGUUUCAACCCUGGAGAACACUGUGAAGAACAUGUGGUUUAUUUUAAACAACUGUUUGGAGAACAAGCUCUGAUGAAACCUGCUACUGCCUGAGUAUCUGGAGCCAACAUACCCCCCCCCACACACACACACACACACACACACACACACAUCUCUAUUAAAUAGUAUUUGAAAAAGAAGUAAAUGUGAGUGCGUGACUGUAGUUUGGGUGCAGAAGGUGCAGCAGGACAAUGUGAGACCUUCAUGUGUGCAGAAUACUUCAUGUGAGGGUGUGUAAUGUGAGAGCCUCAUGUGUGCAGAAUACUUCAUAUGAGGGUGUGUAAUGUGAGAGCCUCAUGUGUGCAGAAUACUUCAUGUGAGGGUGUGUAAUGUGAGAGCUUCAUGUGUGCAGAAUACUUCAUGUGAGGGUGUGUAAUGUGAGAGCCUCAUGUGUGCAGAAUACUUCAUGUGAGGGUGUGUAACGUGAGACCUUCAUGUGUGCAGAAUACUUCAUAUGAGGGUGUGUAAUGUGAGACCUUCAUGUGUGCAGAAUACUUCAUGUGAGGGUGUGUAAUGUGAGACCUUCAUGUGUGCAGAAUACUUCAUGUGAGGGUGUGUAAUGUGAGACCUUUAUGUGUGCAGAAUACUUCAUGUGAGGGUGUGUAAUGUGAGACCUUUAUGUGUGCAGAAUACUUCAUAUGAGGGUGUGUAACGUGAGACCUUCAUGUGUGCAGAAUACUUCAUGUGAGGGUGUGUAAUGUGAGAGCCUCAUGUGUGCAGAAUACUUCAUGUGAGGGUGUGUAAUGUGAGACCUUCAUGUGUGCAGAAUACUUCAUGUGAGGGUGUGUAAUGUGAGACCUUCAUGUGUGCAGAAUACUUCAUGUGAGGGUGUGUAAUGUGAGAGCUUCAUGUGUGCAGAAUACUUCAUGUGAGGGUGUGUAAUGUGAGACCUUCAUGUGUGCAGAAUACUUCAUAUGAGGGUGUGUAACGUGAGACCUUCAUGUGUGCAGAAUACUUCAUGUGAGGGUGUGUAAUGUGAGACCUUCAUGUGUGCAGAAUACUUCAUAUGAGGGUGUGUAAUGUGAGAGCUUCAUGUGUGCAGAAUACUUCAUGUGAGGGUGUGUAAUGUGAGACCUUCAUGUGUGCAGAAUACUUCAUGUGAGGGUGUGUAAUGUGAGACCUUCAUGUGUGCAGAAUACUUCAUAUGAGGGUGUGUAAUGUGAGACCUUCAUGUGUGCAGAAUACUUCAUGUGAGGGUGUGUAAUGUGAGAGCCUCAUGUGUGCAGAAUACUUCAUAUGAGGGUGUGUAAUGUGAGACCUUCAUGUGUGCAGAAUACUUCAUGUGAGGGUGUGUAAUGUGAGAGCUUCAUGUGUGCAGAAUACUUCAUGUGAGGGUGUGUAAAACCAGUGAGUGACGUUGUACACAGAGUGAGGAUGACAUCUUAUCUGUACAUAUACUGUACAUACUGACUUCAUGGACUGCUGUGAGUUUGACAGCAAACACAAUAUUGUGACGUGAAUGAUAAAGAAUGAAAUAAGUCACUGUUUAUUGAGCAGUUGUGUUGAGCUGGCGCUGAACACACAUUAACGACAAGGUAAAUAUGUGUUUCUGAUGCCCUGUGGUUGAACAUUAAACGCCUGUUCUGUUUGGAUUCCAGUCCACCUCAUGUCUGUUACACCGUUCAACAUGGACGCCAUGCCUCACAGUGCUGCUCGUGUGUACUUCCUACCAGAUUGUGUGUACUUCCUACCAGAUUGCGUGUACUUCCUACCAGAUUGCGUGUACUUUCAGCCACAUUGCUGAUCUCCACUGCUCAGCAAUGUGAAUUGCAACAAAACAAAACUGAC